AUGAAAAAAUGGCUUUAUAAAAGUAAAAAUACUGAUCUUAACAUAGAUAACUUAAUUAACACCACAAGCGGCAAUAGCACUUCAGUAAACAGCUUGGAUAACACCAUAAAUACUGAGAUUAGUGAGAUUCAACAAAAGAACACAACUUUAGUUAAUGACAGUAGUAGCAAUAGCACUACAGUAAACAGCUUGGAUAACACCAUAAAUACUGAGAUUAGUGAGAUUCAACAAAAGAACACAACUUUAGUUAAUGACAUAGAUUUAAAAGAAUUUUCAUUGGAGUAUGAUGAAUUGAUAUCAAUGGAAAAUAUAUCUGAAUUACGAAAAAUGAACCUUAUUAAAUUAGUAAAAACAUUAUGUGGCUCAAAAUAUUUUCCAAAUGUUUGUACAAUGUUGGCAAGAGUGGCAGCUGCUAAACCUCAUAGUGCUGAUAUUGAACGUUUGAUAAGUGCCAGCAACUUAUUAAAAUCACCAUUACGCUCAACUAUGAAUAUUGAGACAGAAAACUUGAGCUUAUAUAUAAAUUAUAAUAUGCCACCAUUAUACGGUUGGGAUCCUAGGGACACAGUUUACCAUUGGAUGUCUAAAAAGAAACAUCGAGUCCUCAAAAGAAGAAAAGGAAAGGAACAAAGUUAUUUUAGUGGAGUUUUCUUUGAAGCAUCUGGUAAAAACAAAAUUAUCAAUAGUGACGAUAGUGGCGAAGACACUGAAGAUAAAAAAAAAAAAAAUUUAAUUUGUUAUUAUUAUUAA
Molecule: messenger RNA, 750 nt
Organism: Aphis gossypii (cotton aphid)
Lineage: Eukaryota; Metazoa; Arthropoda; Insecta; Hemiptera; Aphididae
Exons: 4
Coding region: 1-750 (249 amino acids)
Source: RefSeq, a predicted model, not a curated record